CGUACCAAAGAUGUUUAACUAUGAACGUUCUUCCGAGUUACAAACCUAUAUCUUGGGUCAUUUUAAUAACGAUUACCUUGAACUUGACGAAUUGGCCAUUUAGUUAAUAGUGAGUUCCCUCAGCUAAAUUGAACUACUAUUAAUGUAAACACGUCAAUUGCAACUAUUUGGUGAGCGGCUGUAUCUCACUACAGUAAACGCGUUCAAGUUGCCCCAGCACAUUAAAUUAGUUUUACCUCUCAAAGGAUUGUGGCUAACGUUGUUAGUCUAUAUAAUGUAUACAUGUUUACUUUAAGAGGUAGACCGUGUAGUUUGCAGGAAAGGGUACAGUCUCCCAAUUCAUUCGGAGUUGACCACUACGACAUGACUGUCUUUUGCGUAGAACAUCUCUAGAGUCAAUGUCAAACGAUCCGGGAUCAGUUUCCUCCACAAGAGCCACCUCUAAAAUCCACUCACUGUUAAGACCGUCUACAUUGCGAUCAACGGAAGACGCUAAUGAAGAUAAGAGUCACAGACCCGGCGGCGUAACACAUUUAGUCAGCAGGCAGGCAAGAUGAAUUCCCUCACUGGAAGGGCAGCGUUGCAUCUCUGUAGACGCGCGGCCGGUGGAUUCCCCUCUCAGGCGGUGAGGGUCUGCCACGGCGGGGACAGCUGCAAAGCCAGCGUAAACACCAAGAAGCGCGGCUAUGACAUCACUCGGAACCCCCACCUCAACAAGGGUAUGGCUUUCACCCUGGAGGAGCGCUUGCAGCUGGGCAUCCACGGCCUGCUGCCCCCCUGCUUCUUGUCCCAAGAUGUCCAAGUACUACGUGUAAUGAAAAGCUAUGAAACACGUGUCAAUCCUCUGGACAAGUACAUCUUGCUGAUGACACUACAGGACAGGAACGAGAAGCUCUUCUACCGCGUGCUUACGUCGGACAUUGAGGAGUUCAUGCCCAUCGUCUAUACGCCCACCGUGGGCUUGGCCUGCCAACAGUACGGCCUGGCCUUCAGGAGGCCACGAGGACUCUUCAUCACCAUCCAUGAUAAAGGCCACAUUGCAACCGUGCUCAACUCGUGGCCUGAAGAGGACAUAAGAGCCAUCGUGGUGACAGACGGCGAGCGUAUCCUCGGCCUCGGGGAUCUGGGCAGCUAUGGCAUGGGCAUUCCCGUGGGGAAAUUGGCUCUGUACACGGCCUGCGGCGGAGUUCAGCCGCAGCAGUGUCUCCCCGUGUUGCUGGACGUGGGAACGGACAACCAGAACCUGCUCAACGACCCCCUCUACAUCGGCCUGAAGCACAACCGAAUCCGAGGGAAGGAGUACGACGCGCUCAUCGACGAAUUCAUGCAGGCCGUGACGGACAAGUACGGGAUGAACUGCCUGAUUCAGUUUGAGGACUUCGCCAACAGCAAUGCCUUCCGCAUCCUCAAUAAAUACAGGAAUCGCUACUGCACCUUCAACGACGACAUCCAAGGCACGGCCUCUGUAGCGGUGGCCGGACUGCUAGCAGCUUUGAAGAUCACCAAAGACAAACUGUCGAACCACACCUUCAUUUUCCAAGGCGCUGGCGAGGCUGCUCUGGGCAUCGCUCACUUGCUAAUGAUGGCCAUGGCCAAGGAGGGCUUGUCUCGAAAGGAAGCCGCCAAAAGGAUCUGGAUGGUGGACUCCAAAGGUCUCAUCGUGAAGGGUCGAAGUCAUCUGAACCAUGAGAAGGAGGAGUUUGCGCACGAGCACCCCCACCUGAAGACCUUGGAGGAAGCCGUGCACACCAUCAAACCCACUGCCAUUAUUGGAGUCGCUGCCAUCGGAGGGGCGUUCACGGAGAAGAUAAUUAAGGACAUGGCGUCCUACAACGAGCGGCCCAUCAUCUUCGCCCUGAGCAACCCCACCAGCAAGGCCGAGUGCACGGCAGAGCAAUGUUACAACAUCACGGAGGGUCGCGGGAUCUUCGCUAGCGGGAGUCCAUUCAGCAAGGUGACGCUGGCCGACGGACGCUCGUUCUACCCCGGACAGGGAAACAACGCCUACGUGUUCCCCGGGGUGGCCUUGGGCAUCAUCGCCUGCCGAGUUCGGCACAUCUCCGAUGAAAUCUUCCUCACCACUGCAGAGGCCAUCGCUGAUAUGGUGACCGAGGAGCACUUGGCCGAGGGGAGACUCUACCCUCCUCUUAAAUCCAUCAGAGAGGUGUCCUUCAAGAUUGCUGUCAAGAUUGUCAACCAUGCGUACAAGCACAACGUUGCCUCGGUGUACCCGGAGCCAAAGGACAAAGAGGCGUUUGUCCUCUCUCACAUCUACAGCCCAGACUACGACUCCUUCACACUGGACACGUACGGUUGGCCGCAGGAAGCUAUGAACGUGCAGGACGUGUGACCAUCACUGCCCCUUGAAUAGUGCAUACUACUUAUGCCUUUUAUUACCGUAUUGGUCCGAAUAUAAGAUGGCCCUGAUUACAAGAUGACACCCUCUUUUUCAAGACUCAAGUUUGAAAAAAUACUUUUUGAACACCAAAUUCAUUUUUAUACAGAAAAUAAUUACAGUGCAUCUGAAACAAAUGAUUAUAACAAAAUAUUUGAGAGAAAAAGCAUCUUGAAGUUCACACCAUAACUUCUUAGCUGCCGGUUAACCUGGCAGAUAUUCGACCUACUUUUCUCCAGAUUGUCGCUAGGUUUCUCCAUUUUCUGUUGUCUCUUCAAUUAUUUUCUUCUCUUUUCUUUAUUGCUUUUUUAAAAAUUAUUUUUCUUCUUUGUGCUACCAGUAUUUUUAUUUUUAUUCUUCGUGAGAUGGUUCGCUUUGGCCUGGGGAGUCAAGUUCAGCAUUCGCUUCGAUAUCUGGCGCCAUCUAGCGUCGAGAAUGGGUAUAAUGUCUCGACCCCAAAUAUAAGACGGUCCCCACUUUUUCAAUCUUAUUUCAAUGUAAAAAAAACACAGUCUUAUAUUCGGGCCAAUACGGUACUAUUUACUUUCUUUCCUUAUAAUUUACGUCAGGAUUUCUUUGCACACCGUAUAGUAACACAGCACUCCGACUCCUGACUGAAGCUGCCCAAAUGGUAAUUUUACAUCACUCCUUUUACCCGAUUGCUGAUUUCAUAAAACAUGUUUUUGUUCCUCUUCUUUGCCCUUGAGCGGCGGCGACACACUGGGCUAACAGCACUCCCUGUCAAACGUGUGUCGUUUAUGUCAAGAUGUAGACUGAGCGUGUCGAUGUGACAUUUUAAAGCGUGUUGAUGGUGUUUUGUGCUUGAAGUUUUUAAAAGCGAACAUUAAACUUUAAAUUGAACUUUUCAAAGUCA
Hippocampus zosterae (dwarf seahorse) is the source of this 3269-nucleotide messenger RNA. RefSeq names its product malic enzyme 3, NADP(+)-dependent, mitochondrial (gene me3). Bases 554 to 2350 code for a protein of 598 amino acids. Gene Ontology annotation, molecular function: NAD binding; malate dehydrogenase (decarboxylating) (NAD+) activity; malate dehydrogenase (decarboxylating) (NADP+) activity. NCBI's taxonomy places the organism in Eukaryota, Metazoa, Chordata, Actinopteri, Syngnathiformes, Syngnathidae. Gene Ontology annotation, cellular component: mitochondrion. The transcript has 14 exons. The record is from RefSeq and is a predicted model, not a curated record. Gene Ontology annotation, biological process: malate metabolic process; pyruvate metabolic process.